CACAACUUUCUGUUCUACCCGAAAUGGCUGCGAACAGUGAAGACGGUGAACUGGCAUGUACAGCUGACAAGGAGCCAGGAGAGACCAGCAGCAUGAAAUAUCCUCCUGAAUUGUUUGAACUAAGGAUAGUGCUGGUGGGGAAGACUGGUGUGGGGAAGAGCUCUACUGGAAACACCAUCUUGGGCCAGGAGGCCUUUGAUGUGUCUGAUUCUGCCAAGUCAGUGACCAAAGAGUGUAUAAAGGCCAGAGCAGAGGUUGAUGGCUGUAAAGUGUCUGUGGUCGACACUCCUGGUUUAUUUGACACUGACCUGACAGAAACAGCAGUGAUUAACAGACUGGUUGAAUGUAUCACUCUGUCCUGUCCUGGACCACAUGUCUUCCUCCUGGUGCUCACAGUGGGUCGCUUCACUGAAGAGGAUCAACAGACGGUGAAGAGACUUCAGUGGAUCUUUGGUGAUAAGGCAUCUAAAUACACCAUCGUUCUCUUCACUGGGGGCGACCGACUAAACAACAAGACCAUAGAGGAGUAUUUGGCUAAGGCUGGAAAUGAGCUGAAUCAAGUGGUGGAGACGUGUGGUGGACGCCAUCAUGUCUUCAACAAUGAGAACAUGGCAGACCGCACUCAGGUAACUGGACUGAUGGAUAAGAUCUUUAAGAUGGAGUCGGAAAAUGAUGGUGGAUGCUACACCAACGAGAUGUAUAAAAGUGUGGAAAAAGCAAUUCAGGAAAGAGAGAAAGAGAUGAGAAAUGAGAUGGACAAAAAUGUGGAAAGAGCGAUUCAGGAGAGAGAGGAAGAGCUGAGAAAUGAGAUGGAAAAUCAAGUUAAGGCCAGAGAUAAGGAAAUAGUCCAGCUACGCUGGGAGCUCAGAGAAAGAGCAGAGAGAGAUGUGAAGAAGAAGAAAUUUCCACAGUUCAGAAAAGUCACAGAGCAGUGUAAACAGCAGUGAUAGUUCCUCUUCCUUAACAGAGCAAACCUAAAUUUGUUCAGCACAGUAAAUACAAAUUUAAAGUAUGCAUUUGUAGAUAUAUUGUUGCUGUCAGAACAAAACCUUAUAUCUCCAAUUUUGUUGUUCUUUUUUUGUAAUUUUUUUUUUCAUAAUGUAAAGGACAGCUGGUAUUUUAAUAUUGUGUUACAAUUUCAUGAUGAAUGGCCCAAAUCCAGUUCCAUUAUCUUCCAUUCAUACUAUUGCCCUGGAUUUUUGCCCGUUCUCUGGACACUGACCCGUUUCCUCAUUUUGCCUGGGUUUUGCUGCUCUGGCCUGAGUUUUUGAUGCCUUCGGUUGUAAUGUUCACUCCUGCCUCACCUUAUCUAGACUUUCUAAAGACAGUGAUUAGCUGGAUCAGGUGUGAUGGGUUCAGGUUGGAACUAAACUCUGCAGGAUAAACUGUAGAACUGUAGAAAGCGGUGUUGGUCAUCACUAAUUAAUCAAGCAGAGAAGAAACGUAAAUAGCAAUUUAAAAAUCUAACACCAGGUAGAGCUCUUACUUCCAUUAUUUCUCUAUGUUGCUCAGUCUUAGGCCCAAUCCCAUUUCUUCUUUUUACCCAUACCCCUUGUUUUCGAGUGUCACCCUAACCCCUUGGAACUGAGUUACAAGUGCUGGACACUCAAGUCCAGAGUUGUGCACUCCUGAAAUAGUGCUUUAAGUGUCCAUUUGGGAUGCAGCCAUAGGCUACAGGUCUCCCUAUGGGAGGUUUAGUGCACUACUUGAUCGUAAAUAUUGUAUUUUUAGUGCAAUAUUAGGGCCAUUUGAGAUUCAGGGUCAGAUUAGAGGUCACUCACAACAUAUCAGCAGAUUCCACACAGAGCCCCCCACAUGCCAAAAAUGAUAUGUAAUUAUAAAAUAAUAAUAAAUAAAUAAAUAAAUACAGUGAAGUUAGUUAUUAUUUCACUGGAACUGGAACAUCUGAUUUUUUUUUUUGUUAUUUGAAAAUGAAUAAAAUGAGCCGUAUUAAUGUGUAAUAUUAUAUUUUAUUUAUAAAAGGUUGUUUACGAUUUGAAUAAAGAUUUCUUUGAGUCAUAAUGUAAAA
Molecule: messenger RNA, 2029 nt
Organism: Colossoma macropomum (tambaqui)
Lineage: Eukaryota; Metazoa; Chordata; Actinopteri; Characiformes; Serrasalmidae
Product: GTPase IMAP family member 7-like
Exons: 3
Coding region: 24-947 (307 amino acids)
Molecular function (GO): GTP binding
Source: RefSeq, a predicted model, not a curated record